Drosophila sechellia is the source of this 404-nucleotide messenger RNA. RefSeq lists its product as uncharacterized. The record is from RefSeq and is a predicted model, not a curated record. Bases 3 to 377 code for a protein of 124 amino acids. NCBI's taxonomy places the organism in Eukaryota, Metazoa, Arthropoda, Insecta, Diptera, Drosophilidae. The transcript is spliced from 2 exons.
AGAUGAGCAGCAGGCACAACUGGACGAGAUUGCUCCUAAUAUGUCUGAUUGUACUUUUGAAUCACACAGCAAGUCCCUUGGCCAAACAGGUGACACUGAGACCUUUGGAAUCAGCAGAGAUUCGAGCAUUGGAGCACUCGAUUUCCAAGGGACGAUCGGUAGCCAGUGGCUUGGCUGCCAUCACUGGGUUCGCCCUGGGCUUGGGAAAAGCACUCACUGGAGUCUUCAUCUAUGAUGUCAUCACUGCCAAUAUCACCGAAUCAGAGGAUACUGUUCAACCUGUUCAAUCAAAAAGUGCUUCCUUUAGGGAAGUCUGUUUUGGCACUGAAAGCUCUAAUUCGGAUAUAACCUGCCUAGUUUACUAUACAAAUAACUGAAACUAAAGAAAUUAAAAUGAUUUUGGA